AUGGUCUGGAAUGUCCAAGGAGCGGGAAGUAGAGCCUUCUUGGUUGCUCUGAAAGAACUUGUCAAAGUUCAUAAACCAAACGUUAUUGCCUUGGUUGAGACGCACAUGGGGGGCCAUCAUGCGGAAAAAAUUGCCAACUUACUUCAUUACUCUGGUCAUACGCGUGUUGAUGCUCAGGGUUUCAGUGGGGGGAUUUGGAUUUUCUGGCAACCCGAAUUAGUUACGGUGGAACCUAUCUUAAAACAUGAGCAAUUUAUAUUAAUGGAUAUUAAACGAGUUGGGGGAGAACCCUGGUAUUUUACUGCAGUAUACGCGAGUCCUGAUCCUACAAAGCGAACGGAGCUAUGGCAGCAUCUUAGGGAUUUUGCUACUACUCAUAAUAAACCCUGGCUCCUUGCGGGUGACUUUAAUGACACGAGAUUCACUUGGGAAAGAAGCUCAAGCUGCGCAGAAACCUCACGUAGGACUGCCAGGUUUAACGAAUGGGUAGAGGAGAUGGGCUUGUUAGAAGUUGAAUUCUCGGGGCCUAGUCACACUUGGGCCCGUGGGAAUUCGCUUGAGACUAGAACAAGCGCGCGCCUUGACCGAGCCUUAUGCAAUGGAGAUUGGAGCCUAAAAUUCGCUAAUGCUGCGCUCAAAAAUCUACCAGUAAUUCAAUCUGACCACUGUCCGUUGUUGAUUUCUCCAAAUGGGUUUGUACCAAUCUCAAAUAUUAACCGCCCCUUCCGGUUUCAGGCGGCUUGGCUAUCUCACGAGAAGUUCAGUGACUUUGUGGAACAUAAUUGGGAUAAAACUGCACCUCUUGUUACUCAUCUAGAGGUAAUGGCGGGGAAGCUUCAGGAUUGGAAUAGCACUCAGUUCCAUAAUAUUUUUAAGCAAAAACGCAUGCUCAUGGCUAGAAUAUUGGGUGUGCAACGCUGUUUAGCGGUGACUAGAUCCCGAGAUCACAUCAAACUUGAAGCGAAAUUACGGAAAGAUCUGGAUGAGGUUCUGGCCCAAGAAGAAUUACUUUGGUAUCAAAAAUCACGGGUGGAUUGGAUUCGAGAUGGAGAUAGAAACACGACUUUCUUCCACCUUAGUACAAUAGCAAGGAGGUGGCGUAAUCGUAUCUCUGCUAUUAAGGAUUCGAGGGACGGAUCUUGGCUACAUGAUAAGGAAGCAAUCAAAAAUAAUGUGGUUGCUUAUUUUAAAGAACUUUUCACUGAUGAUUCGGGUCCAUUAAAUACUGACCUACCAGUUGAUAUCUUUCCAGAAUUCUCUUUGGAGGAUUGGCGCAACCUCUCUCGCCCUUACACAAAGUGCGAAAUCGAGACGGUUGUCAAAAAUAUGCCGGCCCUUAAAGCUCCCGGACCUGACGGAUACCAAGCCCUUUUUUUCCAGAAACACUGGAACCUUGUUGCAGAUAAUGUUUACCAACUUGUUUUUGACGUCCUCGCGGGAAAAGUCCAAGAAGUUAUUCAUACCAUGCGCAACAAGACAGGAAAAACAGGUUUUAUGGCCAUAAAAAUUGAUUUUGAAAAAUCCUACGAUAGGCUGAAAUGGGAGUUUAUUCGCGAGACCCUUGCUGAAAUCCGGUUCCCUCAGCUUUUAAUUUCUGUUAUUAUGGAAUGCCUUACUACCUCUUUAAUGAAAGUACUGUGGAAUGGCGAGCCAACUGAAGCUUUUCAUCCUAGUAGAGGGGUGAGACAAGGCGACCCACUCUCUCCCUACCUAUUUGUGCUAUGCAUGGAACGAUUGAAUCAAGUCAUAGAGGAAGUUAUUAUCGCCCAACGGUGGAAACCUAUCUGUGCAAGUCGAAAUGGCCCCCAAUUGUCGAACUUAUUUUUCGCAGAUGACAUAAUCUUAUUUGGAGAGGCUACGGUGGAUCAGGCUGUAGUAAUCAAAGAAUGCUUGCAGCGAUUUUGUGAGGCUUCAGGAUCUGGGGCUUUAUCUUGGGAUGCCCACAUUAACCAGUCGGAUAACCAAAAAUACUUUGGUUACUUGUGUGAGAAAGUGGAUCGCAGACUUGCCGGAUGGAAGACUAAAUACCUUUCUCUGGCGGGUCGUAUUACCCUGGCGAAAUCCACUCUUACCUCUCUAGCCUCUUAUGCUAUGCAAACAGCUAAACUUCCUAGAACAAUUUGUGAUGAAAUUGACAAGAAAACACGUAGAUUUGUAUGGGGCGGCGAUGAAGAAACACGCAAAAUUCAUCUGCUCUCUUGGGAGUGUCUUCAAAAACCCCGAGAUCAAGGUGGGCUAGCUAUUAGAUCAGCGAGGCAAACAAAUGUAGCGUUUCUCACAAAGCUGGGGUGGAGGGUUCUAACCGAACCUAAUGCAUUAUGGUCCCGUGUUUUAAGGAGCAAAUAUUGUAAGGGUCGCUGUGACUUGGAUAUGUUUGAACGUAAAUCGAAUAUGUCUAAUGUUUGGAGGGGAAUCACGGAUAAUGUGAAUACCUUGAGUACGGGGGCUCGAGUGGCAGUGAAUAAUGGUUGUUCUACUCUUUUUUGGGAGCACCGUUGGGCCACGCAAAAUCCUUUGAGGGACUUGGCCCUGAAUGACAUACCAGCCGAAAUAGAAGGUGCAACUGUGGCGGAACUUUGGGACCCCAAUACUGGAUGGAAAUGGGAUGAGUUUGCUAACCUUCUCCCGACAAACGUAAUAAGAGAAAUUGAUGCCUUUGAGCUGAAGAAUGACCAUUCAACAGGGGACCUUCUCUACUGGAGUGGAAAUAACAAGGGCAGGUUUACUAUUAAGUCAGCUCUAAAUAUUAUCCGACGUGAUGAUAUAGAACCAAGUGAUGGAUGUUGGGAAUUAAUAUGGAAACUUCGGGUUCAACAACGCAUACGGGUCUUUUUGUGGCUCUCCAUGCAUGAUAGACUCAUGACUAAUGUAAAUCGCCAUAAACGCAAUUUGACAGACAACCCACGUUGUGCUUUAUGUGAGGAUGAAGAUGAAUCAAUGCUUCAUGUCCUUCGUGAUUGUAAAGCGGCUAAAGAAGUAUGGCGUCAAAUUGGUGGCCCAGCUCGUGCAGCUUCCUUUGGCACAGGAACCCUUCGUCAAUGGCUCAUUUGCAACAUUAAGAUUCAAGCUCGAAAUGAUCUUUCUCCGGAAACAUGGCCUAUAUUUUUUGCGAUUGUGAUUUGGUGGCUAUGGAGGUGGCGGAAUUGUGUUGCGUUUGGGACUACUCAAUCCAUUCCAAUUGAUGUUCACGCUUUCCUCAUGUCGAGGUUUGAGGAAGCUUGGAGAACGCUAGGUGACAGCGUAUUGGACUCAACCGAGGCAGAUAACACUAGGGUUGAGUCAUUUAUUAGGUGGAAGGCUCCACCUGAAGGCUGGAUGGCGUUAAAUUCGGAUGGGGCAGCCAAGGGAGCUCCUGGACCAGCAGGUGGGGGUGGAGUCAUCCGCAACAGUUUGGGGGUCCUCCAGUACGCGUACUCUCUCAAUUUUGGGUCAUGUAAUGCCUUUAUGGCAGAGGUAAAAGCUAUUGAAUUCGGGUUGGAUCUUGCAAAAAGAAUGAACAUCUCAAAGCUCCUAGUUCAAAUGGACAAUCAAGCUGCUGUAGCCGCUCUAACCAACCGGGAAAAUUAUGGGGGUGCAUGUACUCAUAUUAUCAACCAUUGCCGGAAGCUACUAGAUGACCCAACCUGGGAAGUGGAAGUUAAACAUUGCUAUCGUGAAGGGAAUAGAGUGGCUGAUUGGUUAGCCAAUCAAGGUGUAGUUCAGAACAACAAAAUCGAGUUGAUUCAAGUCCCCCCGCUUAUGCUAGGUCGCAUUCUUUUUGAGGAUAUUGUUGGUGUGGCUUAUCCACGCUUCAUUCCUCCCUAG
Beta vulgaris subsp. vulgaris (sugar beet) is the source of this 3804-nucleotide messenger RNA. RefSeq lists its product as uncharacterized. The record is from RefSeq and is a predicted model, not a curated record. Lineage: Eukaryota; Viridiplantae; Streptophyta; Magnoliopsida; Caryophyllales; Amaranthaceae. The transcript is spliced from 3 exons. Gene Ontology annotation, molecular function: RNA-DNA hybrid ribonuclease activity; nucleic acid binding. The coding region runs from base 1 to 3804 and encodes 1267 amino acids.